Molecule: messenger RNA, 564 nt
Organism: Cladocopium goreaui
Lineage: Eukaryota; Dinophyceae; Suessiales; Symbiodiniaceae
Source: the annotation of a GenBank genome assembly
AUGAGUGGAGCGAACAGAUAUCGCGUGCGGGCGCGGAGCUUGACAAGUAUGCCCGAAGACGCAGCUGACAGUUUGACAGUCCUUCCUGUCAUGUUCGAAACGGAGACCUUUGGGCAAGAAGCAGCGAAAAAGAAAAAGCCCUGGUUCUGCUUUCCGUGCUGGACUGAGGAUGACAAGGCACAGCUGGAGACGUCUUUGGACCUGACCACCUGGAGCCUCUCGGAUGCCGAGCGAGGAAAGGCACGGCAAUGCUUGGAACAGGCACGGCAAGCCGGGCAAGCCGGUGAAGGACAUCGACCUUGCAUGUGCUUUAUUCGCCAGGACAUUCUCACCGGCAAGUGGGCACACUUUCAGCUGGGCACUGGGAAUGAGAAGAAGCCUCGCCAAACCGAAAGCAAGAGCAAACAAGUCGCCAUGAGGCCAAUCCACGAGGAGCCAGAACAGUUGGAUGGCUGUCCCUUCUGUGCCUGCCAUGUGCCUGAAGCUGCUGAUGUCUUGCGAUUUGAGCGGCUUAGCUGCAAACUGAGCACAGUGGGUGUGCUAACGUGGUCUAACGUGGUCUAA